UUUUGUUUUUAUUUUCCAACAAACCGAUAUUACGCGGUCCAAAUCGACCACAAUAUAAGCCCCUUUUUUAGGGUUCCAAAAAAACAUCCUUACCUUAGUCUUUCAAAUCCCCUUUAUGUUUUUCUCUUUCCUUGUCUACUGAAAUGCCUCAAGUCUCAUUACUUUUUUCCUCUCAUUUCAGUGAAACGUAAGAUUUGAGAGGCUUCAGAAUUUGGAGGUCUCAAGGUAAAGCUCAUUUUGGGGUACUUGAAUUUUGAAUCAUUUCCUUGAUCAUAUUUAGGUUUUUGUGGGUUUGUCACGGAUUUUCAUUUGAAAGUUUGGAUCUUUGUCUAAGAUUGUUCCAUUUGUGUAUGUAAAUCUGGGGUUUCAGCUGGGAAAAUCUUGAAUUGUCCAAUUAAGCUGUUUUUUUCCAUCUAAAUUCCGCUUUUAUCUCUUGAUAUCUGUCCUAAAAAAGCAAUAUUUUGGUUUCCCUUUUUGAGAGCUUUGGGUUUGAAUUUCAAGAUUUUGUUGGGGGGCUAUUUGAUUGUUUCAUGUAAAAAUCAAGAAAUGCCAGCUACAGAUUAUCAAGGGGCAUCUGCAUCUUUUACAACAUUUGGACGGUCCAUUUUGAGCAUACGUAGUCGUGAUCAAGUGCAUUCUAUGGAAUCUUCUCAUGAGGGUACAAGCCAAGAGCUUGAGCUUGAAGCUUUUCAAAAGCAAGUAGCUGAGGGUUUCAAUGAUUUGGCAUCUGCUGACUCUGAUCAGCUUCUUUCGAUUCCGUGGAUUAGGAAACUUUUGGAUGUGUUCCUUUCUUGUCAAGAACAGUUCAGGUCCAUUUUGUUUAAGAAUAAAGGGUGCUUGAAUAAAUCCCCUAUGGACCGUUACAUAACGGAAUAUUUCGAAAGGAGUUUGAAAGCAUUAGAUGUGUGUAAUGCGAUUCGAGAUGGGAUUGAGCUGAUCAGGCAGUGGCAGAAGCAGCUGGAGAUUGUUUAUUACGCAUUGGACAAUCAGAGGAGUAUUGGGGAAGGCCAAAUUCGUCGUUCCAUGAAAGCGUUGAUUGAUUUGGCGAUUGGCAUGCUUGAUGAAAAAGAGUCUAAUUCAAGUUUUGCUCAUAGAAACAGGUCGUUCGGACGAAACAAUGCUCAGAAGGAUCAUAAUUCGUUGGGCCAAUUUCGAUCGUUGUCGUGGAGUGUAUCGCGGAAUUGGUCUGCUGCUAAGCAGCUUCAAGCAAUUGGUCAAAACUUAGUUGCUCCCAAAACUAAUGAAAUUAUUGCCACCAAUGGAUUAGCAGUAGCUGUUUUUACAAUGAGCUAUGUGCUUUACUUUGUAAUGUGGGCGCUUGUGGCUGCAAUUCCUUGCCAAGACCGUGGCCUUCAAAUGCAUUUCCAUGUCACUAGGCAAUUCAUUUGGGGUGCUCCACUUCUCUCCCUCCAUGAGAGGAUCUUGGAGGAGUCGAGGAAGAGGGAGCGUAGAAAUGCUACUGGAUUGUUGAAGGAGAUUCGUCAAAUCGAGAAAUGUGCGCGCCACAUGAAUGAACUAACUGAUACGAUUCACUUCCCGCUUUCAGAGGAAAAGGAAGGGGAAGUGAAGCAAAGAGUUCAAGAGCUUGGGCAAGUCUACUAUGGCCUAAAAGACGGAUUGGACCCUUUGGAACGCCAGGUAAGACAAGUGUUUCAUAGGAUUGUUCGAAGCAGGACCGAGGGCCUGAACUCUAUUGGAUGAGGGAUACAUGAGUUACAUAGGUAUAAAAACGGAAUCGAGGUUCCAUUUAGAGUUGUAGUAAUCGAGUGUGUGUGUGUGUGUGCACCCAUUGUUGGAAGAGCAGAUUAUGCUCUCAAUUUUCCCCUUGUUGCUUUUCUUUUAUUUCUGUUUGCCCUAUUUUAGAUGAGAAGAAGAGGGAGGAUGAAAUGGUGCAAUGUCCCAAAAUAGUUUAUAGACGUAAAGUUAUGUAUUUAUCACUAUGUAUCAUGAAAGAAUGCAAAAUAGCUGGAUCUUUGGUCCAUGUUGUAGUGUUCAUCAUAGGAUUGUAUUAAAGUUGCUCAGUUUUCUUUUAGCUCUGUAACUGAGUUUCUUAUUUUGUUUACAUUGGCUGUAAUUGUUGAUAUAUAUAUAUAAAUGCAUUAUGCAUU
This is a messenger RNA of Nicotiana tabacum (common tobacco), 2108 nucleotides long. Its product is annotated as protein BYPASS1-LIKE. NCBI's taxonomy places the organism in Eukaryota, Viridiplantae, Streptophyta, Magnoliopsida, Solanales, Solanaceae. The record is from RefSeq and is a predicted model, not a curated record.